CAGACGCCCCCGCUUGUUUUGGUUGGGGCUCUCGGCACUCUCCGAGGAGGAGGAGGAGGAGGGAGGAGGGGGAGAAGUAGCUGCAGAGGCAGCGCCUCCCGGGAAGAGGCGUCUUCCCCGACUCCUUCCCAAACCUCCUCCCUCGCCUCCCGCCCUUGUCCCCUCCUCUCCUCCCCUGCCGACUGGAGCGAGGGGCAGGGGUGUGCCUGUCCCUCCGGCGCGUCCCCAGCUCUCCCGGUUGCCUAGUAGCGUUUCGCGUGGAAAAGCCACUUUCUCCGCCUGCCGAGAUGGGCCCGAAUGGGGGCUGCAGAGGACGCGACUGCGGGUGGCGGCAGCAGCAGCAACAGCCGCAGCGCCGCGGUCUCUGCGAUUGAGCUGGUAUUUGGGCGGCUGGUGGCGGCGGGGACUGUUGGGGGGUGGGAGGAGGCGGAGGAGGAGGAGGGAGAACCCCGUGCAACGUUGAGACUUGGCAGCUCGCCUCCCCCUGCCCAAGGAUAUUUAAUUUGCCUCGGGAAUCGCUACUUCCAGAGGGGAACUCGGGAGGGAAGGCGCGCGCGCCUGGAGGGGCAACCUGGGGACCCCUGGCCGCUGUCGCCUGCCUGCUCGGGACUCCGGCUCGGGCGGGGAGAGAUGCAUCUACACUCCUUCCCAGAGACUUGGCUCUGUGAGGAUCCGGGCUGCACACCCGCCGGACGCACUGCCUCUCCCCCGGGUGUUUGCAUGAAACGCCCGUAAACUCUGGCCGGGGCUCUCUCCUCGUCGUAGCCGCAGCGUCCUGCUUGGGCUGCCCCUUCCCAGCGCGGGGGGGCGGCGUGGAUUUCGGAGUCGGGGUUUUGGCCGCCUCCAGCCCUGUUUGCAUGCGCGGGGCCUCGGCGAGGAGCCUCCGCCCCCCACCGGGUGGUUUUUCGGCGCCUCCCUCUGCUCGGCGGAGGUGGUGGCGGCAGCAUGGCGAGCCCUACGGAGACCGAGGGCUUCUCGGACGUGCGCAAGGUGGGCUACCUGCGCAAACCCAAGAGCAUGCACAAGCGCUUCUUCGUGCUGCGGGCGGCCAGCGAGGCGGGGGGCCCGGCGCGCCUGGAGUACUAUGAGAACGAGAAGAAGUGGCGGCACAAGUCGAGCGCCCCCAAACGCUCGAUCCCCCUCGAGAGCUGUUUCAACAUCAACAAGCGGGCUGACUCCAAGAAUAAGCACCUGGUGGCCCUCUACACCCGGGACGAGCACUUUGCGAUCGCAGCGGACAGCGAGGCCGAGCAGGACAGCUGGUACCAGGCCCUCCUGCAGCUGCAUAACCGCGCCAAGAGCCACCACGACGGGGCUUCGGCCCCCGGGACAGGAGGCGGCGGGGGCAGCUGCAGCGGCAGCUCUGGCGUUGGCGAGGCCGGGGAGGACCUGAGCUUCGGGGACAGCAACCCAGGGCCCGCCUUCAAAGAGGUCUGGCAGGUGGUCUUGAAACCCAAGGGCCUGGGUCAGACAAAGAACCUGAUUGGUAUCUACCGCCUCUGCCUGACCAGCAAGACCAUCAGCUUCGUGAAGCUGAACACAGAGGCGGCCGCAGUGGUGCUGCAGCUGAUGAACAUCCGGCGCUGUGGUCACUCGGAGAACUUCUUCUUCAUCGAAGUGGGCCGUUCCGCAGUGACCGGCCCCGGGGAGUUCUGGAUGCAGGUGGAGGACUCGGUGGUGGCCCAGAGCAUGCACGAGACCAUCCUGGAGGCCAUGCGGGCGAUGAGCGAUGAAUUCCGGCCUCGCAGCAAGAGCCAGUCUUCCUCCAACUGCUCCAACCCCAUCAGUGUCCCGCUGCGCAGGCACCACCUCAACAACCCUCCACCCAGCCAGGUGGGGCUGACCCGCCGCUCACGCACCGAGAGCAUCACGGCCACCUCUCCAGCCAGCCUGGUGGGCGGCAAGCAGGGCUCCUUCCGUGUCCGCGCCUCCAGCGACGGAGAAGGCACCAUGUCCCGCCCGGCCUCGGUGGACGGCAGCCCUGUGAGUCCUAGCACCAACAGGACCCACGCCCACAGGCAUCGGGGCUGCUCGCGGCUGCACCCCCCACUCAACCACAGCCGAUCCAUACCCAUGCCUUCUUCUCGCUGCUCGCCUUCUGCCACCAGCCCUGUCAGUCUGUCGUCCAGCAGCACCAGUGGCCAUGGCUCCACCUCUGACUGUCUUUUCCCGCGGAGAUCUAGUGCUUCUGUGUCUGGCUCCCCUAGUGAUGGCGGUUUCAUCUCUUCCGAUGAGUAUGGCUCCAGUCCCUGCGAUUUCCGAAGUUCCUUCCGCAGUGUCACCCCAGAUUCUCUGGGCCACACCCCACCGGCCCGCGGGGAGGAGGAGCUGAGCAACUACAUCUGCAUGGGAGGCAAGGGCGCCUCCACUCUCGCCGCCCCCAAUGGUCACUACAUUUUGCCUCGGAGUGGCAAUGGUCACCGCUACCUCCCAGCCACGGGCUUGGGCACGAACUCGGCCCUGGCUGGGGAUGAAGCAGCCAGCGCUGCAGAUCUGGAUAAUCGGUUUCGCAAGCGGACUCACUCAGCUGGCACCUCCCCCACCAUUUCCCACCAGAAGACCCCAUCGCAGUCCUCCGUGGCUUCCAUUGAGGAAUAUACAGAGAUGAUGCCUGCCUGCCCACCAGGAGGUGGCAGUGGAGGCCGACUGCCCGGCUACAGGCACUCCGCCUUCCUGCCCACCCAGUCCUACCCUGAGGAGGGUCUGGAAAUGCACCCCCUGGAGCGCCGCGGAGGCCACAGCCGCCCAGACACCUCCACCCUCCACACGGAUGAUGGCUACAUGCCCAUGACCCCAGGAGUGGCCCCAGUGCCCGGCAGCCGGAAAGGCAGUGGGGACUACAUGCCUAUGAGCCCCAAGAGUGUGUCUUCCCCGCAGCAGAUCAUCAACCCCCUCAGACGCCAUCCCCAGAGAGUGGACCCCAAUGGCUACAUGAUGAUGUCCCCAAGUGGCAGCAGCUCCCCAGAUACUGGGGGUGGGCCCAGCAGCAGCAACAGUGCUGCCCCUUCUAGGAGUAGCUAUGGGAAGCUGUGGACAAAUGGGGUUGGGGGCCACCACGCCCACCCCCUGCCACCCUCCAAACUACCCUCGGAGAGCAGUGGUGGGAAGCUCUUGCCUUGUACAGGUGACUACAUGAACAUGUCACCGGUGGGGGACUCCAACACCAGCAGCCCCUCUGACUGCUACUGCGGCCCUGAGGACCCCCAGCACAAGUCAGUUCUCUCCUACUGCUCAUUGCCAAGGUCCUUUAAGCACACCCAGCGCCCGGGGGACCUGGAGGAGACCGCCCGGCACCAGCACCUCCGCCUUUCCUCCAGCUCCGGUCGCCUUCUCUAUGCUGCAGCAGCCGAAGAUUCCUCCUCCUCCACCAGCAACGACAGCCUGGGUGGGGGAUACUGUGGGGUGAGGCCCGAGCCCAGCCUCCCGCAACAUCUCCACCAUCAGGUCCUGCAGUCCCAUCUGCCUCGAAAGGUGGACUCAGCUGCGCAGACCAACAGCCGCCUGGCUCGGCCCACGAGGCUUUCCCUGGGGGACCCCAAGGCCAGCACCUUACCUCGGGCUCGAGAGCAGCAGCAGCCGGCCCUACUGCUUCCUCCAGAGCCCAAGAGCCCAGGGGAAUAUGUGAAUAUCGAAUUUGGGAGUGAUCAGCCUGGCUACUUAUCUGGUCCCGUGGCAUCCCACAGCUCGCCUUCUGUCAGGUGUCCAUCCCAGCUCCAGCCAGCUCCCAGGGAGGAAGAGUCUGGCACUGAAGAGUACAUGAACAUGGACCUGGGGCCUGGCCGGAGGGCUACCUGGCAGGAGAGCCCUGUGGUCCAGCUGAGCAGAGUGGGUCCUGCACCUCCAGGGACUGCCAGCACAUGCAGGCCUACCCGGGCAGUGCCUAGCACUAGCACUCGGGGUGACUACAUGACCAUGCAGAUGGGUUGUCCCCAUCAGAGCUACGUGGACACCUCUCCAGUUGCCCCUGUCAGCUAUGCUGAUAUUCGGACAGGCAUUGUGGAGGAGGCGAGCCUUCCCGGGGCUAUAGCGGCUGCUCCCUCCUCAUCCUCAACAGCCUCUGCUUCCCCCACUGCGCCUCAAGGAGCAGGGGAGCUGGUGGCCCCGCAGGGGUCCGGGGGCACGAGUGCCUUCACCCGGGUGAACCUCAGUCCCAGUGGCAACCAGAGUGCCAAAGUGAUCCGUGCAGACCCGCAAGGGUGCCGGAGGCGGCAUAGCUCCGAGACCUUCUCCUCCAUGCCUAGUACCCCCCGGGCCGGCAACAUGGUGCCCUCAGGGGGGGCUGCAGUAGGGGGCAGCAGUGGAGGCAGCAGCAGCAUUGAGGAUGUGAAACGUCACAGCUCUGCUUCAUUUGAGAACGUGUGGCUGAGGCCUGGGGAGCUCGGGGGAGCACCCAAAGAGCAGGCUCAAGUGUGUGGGGCUGCAGGGGGUUUGGAGAAUGGUCUGAACUACAUAGACCUGGAUUUGGUCAAGGACUUUAAACAGCACCCCCAGGAGCACCCCCGUCAAGUGCAGCAUCCCCAGCCCCCAACCCUUCGUCAUCCUCCGGGCAGCAGUGAGAGCAGCUCUACCAGCCGCUCCAGGGAGGAUGUAAGCGCCUAUGCCAGCAUCAGUUUUCAGAAGCAGCCAGAGGACCUCCAGUAGCUCAACUGAACAUCACAGCAGAAUGAAGACCUAAAUGACCUCAGCAAAUCCUCCUCUAACUCAUGGGUACCCAGACUCGAACUAUUUCAUGAUUCACAACCAGGACCUCACAUCUUCCUCCUCUGUAGAUGGUACGAUGCAUCCAUUUCAGUUUGUUUACUUUACAAAUCCUCAGGAGUCCGUUGACUGAACUGCACGUUCUUUAUUGUGCCAAGCAAAAAAAGCACUGUGACACCGGGACAAUGAGUCUGCAUAAAUUUCAUCUUCAACCUUAAGGACUUAGCUGGCCACAUGAGCUGCUGUGCCCCCCACCAUGCUGCGAGAGAAUGGGUUUCCUCUCAUCACCAUCUACACGAUACAUUUCAUCUGCUGCUGAAACUGUGCGACAGAGCAUCGUUGUAAAUUAUUUCACACAAAACGGUUCACGUUGGGUGGAAAGAGUGUUAAAUAUUUAACAUAGGUUUUGAUUUAUAUGUGUAAUUUUUUUAAUUAAAAUGUAACUUUUCUUACAGCGCACAUUUUUUUUUUGGAUGUGGAACUGAGGUAUGCAAUGUUCUGUUGUAAAGAGUGGAGCAAAUGCUUAAAACAAGGCUAACAAGAGUAGACUAGGGUACAGCCCUUGUUUUAAGAUUGUAACUCAGAAAAAUAAUAUAAGAAUCAUAGUGCCAUAGGUGGUUCUCAAUUGUAUAGUUAUAUUUGCUGAAACUAUCUCUUGUAUUAUAGCCCUGGUGUUGAGUUGAGAUCCUUACAAGAAUUGAUCUUAAUUUUAUAUUUUUCCUGUAAGGCAAUAGGCCAUGUUAAUUGAACUGAAGAAGGGUAUAUAGUCUACUGGGUAUUUUCGAGUGUCAGCUUAACAUUGGCAAUUGAAUGGAAGCCGAAAGAUAAGAAAAGGAAAUCAAAGUCUUCCAUUGUACAUACUGUACAGAGAAGGAGACAUGGGCAAUCCCUUCAAAUCAAAAGCUCUCUUUGGAAUGAACAAUGUGGGUGUUUGUAAAUUCUGGAAAUUUCUGUCUGUUCAUAAUAAACUAGAGACUGUUGAUCUUUUCUUCUCCCCUCCCCCCACUUCUGUAAGCUUCCUGCUACAUUGCACCAUUUUCUUCUGUGCACACAUUAGGAUGUUUCAUUUCCUAUACUGUCUCAAGAAAGAUACUAAGACAAGUGAGUACUUGUCUUUAAUUUCUAACCAGAAAUUAAAAUUCCAGAAACUGUUUUAUUUUUAUUUUUGUCAUGACCAGAACUACAUGUCACUUUCUUUAAGAGCUUAUCUCAUGCUUUCUGAGAACUUCCAGUGUUUCAUGAUUUAACUGAAUGUAAUUUGGCCCAUUUGCCCUUGUGGGUACUAGGCUAUUAGUGAUUAGUUAAUAAAACCCAGUGUACAGAGAGCCCAUCAAAGCUGAAUGACCAGCUAUUGAAAUAUCUAGCCAGCAGUGAAAAUGUUAAUCCUUUUCUUCUUUGGAAAGUACUCAUAUCUUGGAAUUUUUCCUUUGGUAAUAGAAAAUGGCAAUGAACUUAAAGGUAUUGCCGACAAAGUUUUUAACCUUUUUACCAGGAAACUUCCUAUAAGUGAGUAAUGCCAACAUCAGGCUCCCUCGGAGUCUAUGUAAACUCUGUAUCAGAAAUUCCCAGCCCUACUGUUGAUGGAGCAACAUUUUAUUUUUCUGUAGGAUUGUGCUCCCUGGGCAGGGGUGGGCUAAAGGAAGGGGCCAGGGUUGGGGGUACUGUACUCAAAAGGAAGGGGCGAUAAAUGGAACCCCUCACACUGUUGAGGCCCAUGUUACUGCUAAUUCAACUGGAUGGCCUGUACCUCACAGACUGUUGUACAAUGUUCAUUGUUGCAGAUUCUAAUCAUUUGCAUGCUCAUCAAUUUCUAAGAUAAAUAGGUCUGUAGUCAUAAGAAUCCAUUGUUUUCAAGGAACUUGCUGAAUUACAUCAUUUCCUAUUAGGAGAAAACACUACCAAUUAUAAAAAUCUGAUAAGAACUUUUUUUUUUUUACUCUCUUAUGAAAAACACUUUGUUGGUCAAACUAACUUUCAUUUUUCAAGUAUUCUGACUCAUACUCUUAUUAGUGUAGGAGACGUGUAGGCUAUCCUGCUACUUCCAAGCAGAAAUCAAUGAACUAAGUCAGCCCCGAUCGUUUUCCUGUCAAGCUAGUUAUUAUUUCUCAAGGAACCUAAAUGUUGAUUAUUACCGAGAUACCUCUGCAUGUGGAAUUAUCAACCAAUUCUGGGUCAGAAUAGAAAUGAACAGACUGGAAAACCCCAUCUCGUGGUGUCUAGUUCUCUGUUUUGUUCAGUUAAAUAGCAUAAGGGUAGACAUUAUCUAAGCUGCUCCUAGUGGUCCCUAAGCUGGGUUUGAAAGUGUUAUCAAAUUUCACCGUUUGGAAACUGGAAGUUGCUGGUAUUUGAGGCGGGAAAAGGGUUGAUCUUGAGCAGCUGCUGAGUCCCUGUGUUCAGUUCCUAUUGGGGAGACUUGACUUUUAUCCGUUUCAAAGUAUUUGUAGGCCAGCUAAGGGCUCACGUUAAUGGGGAUUCAGAUGGCCUCUGUUUAACUCUAAGUUACUGGCUUUUUCUUCAUGAAACCACUUUCAUAGCAUUCUUUUUUAGAGACUUUGGCAGAGUUUUAAAAUUUUUCCUUUGUGGAGAGAACAAAUAUAUUUCAUGACUUUGAUGAUAUCUUCGUUCUGAGCAAAAAAAAAAAAAGGUCCUAGAACCAGCUAGAAGUGAAGAGAAUCCAUUAAUAAUCAACCGCCUGAGUCAAUACUGUACUGAUGUUACAUUGGUGGCUAUUUCUUGCUCACUUUCAAAGGUCAGGGACUCUCUUGACUAAUCUAGGUUGACUGCAAAUGUUCAUUUACUAAAAAUCAUCUAGCCAGAGGUGGAGUAAAAAUCAUCUAGCCAGAGGUAGAGAUUUCUAACUUUUCCUUCCCUGACUAUUGUCUCCUAGCUAGUUAUCUUUUAAGUGUGAGACAGAGUUUUAAGAAACAACUGUACUAUACUGUAAGAAACAGGAUUGUGCAAUCCUGAAGCUCUGUUGUGUUCCUGAAUGCAAUGUGCCAUGUAGUUGAAAAUUUUAGUUUUAUUUACUAGAAGUGGUUGAAGUCGGGGGAAGGGAGCUCAUUGUCCACUGACACAAAAGAGCCAUGAGAAAUGGGAUGGCUGUGAAGUGCUCCGAAUGCUUUGGCAGAGCUCCGUGGGUCAGUCCAUCACAUGAGGAGGUGUUGAAGCCCCAGACACUGUGGGAAUUAAGACCUUGAUUGGGGAGAGACAGAACCCUUUGGAAGGCAUGUGAAGGAGGAUGGAUGGAAGCCAAAUAUGAAAUCGCUUCUUUGCAAUGACUUGACAGGGGAGUUGAGUGUUCCUAGGACACGGUGAACGUUGGUUGGCGGUGAUGCUGCAUUCAUAUAGGCUGCUGAGAAACUGGAGAGGAAAAAGCAUGAGCUGCUAGGGAUAUGAAGAAAUGUGACAUUGCCAAUACUAAGGAAAGACCUCUAGUCUGUGAGCUUUGCUCUGUAGAGCAUAAACAACCUUCUUGUAGUUAGGAGAACAUCAAGGGUUAAAUGCUGGUGCCUGUGGUCAUUUCCAAAGCCAAGACAGAGAAAACCUUGGAGGUCCUCCCAUAGCUCCAUAAUCCAGCCCCCUAAUUGUAGAUAGAGAAAAUGUGCAUCAGGUGGCAUGUUGAGGUGUCCCUCACUCCUUGUAACCAGAACAUCAUGUAAGUGCUGGGAGGAAGUAGGAUAUUGAAGGUGUUUCACCCUAAUCUUAAGGAAUUUCAGUAAUAAGGAGCUUAUUAUCAGCUUAUAAGAUUAGAAAACGUAUGACUUAGCUGGGGAGUUGUCUUCCUUUCCUGGUUUGUUGAUGACUUGGCAUGUGUGAUGUAUAUACCAAGAGAUCUGGUGUUUUAGACUUUUGCCAUUCACCCUGCAUUUCAGUUUCUCUCUUUGCUUAAGUGAUUAAUUUCCCCAAUGUUAACCAAUAUACCACAUGAUAGGACAAAUACGGUGAACAGGAAAACUUGCCUGUAUUUGUAUAGACAUUUUUAGUGCUAGGGCUUUUGUUGUUGUUUUAGAACUUUUCUACUGGAUUAAGAAUGUAGUUCCUGGGACAAUUUUUCUUGCAAAGCUCUUUCCUUACACCUCUUGGCUACAGGGUGGGCCAAAUUAAAUACAUAUAUAUUUUUUUCAUUUCAUGUAUGUGCAGUUUGGUUUAUCAUCUGAAGAUGGUGGUGCUGCUCAUGGUGCUACUUCAUCUGUGUACAAAAGGACCAAGCAUGGUCUGUAUUGCUACCAAAACAUUUAUUGUAUAUAUGUGUAUAACAUGCAUUAUGUAUAUUUGUAACGGGUACCAGGCCAGGUAUAUAUUUUUAUUUAGAAGUGUUUCACUUUUCCAAGUUUUCUUUAGAGUGUUAUGCUUAUUUUCAGUCCCCCUCCCCCCCUGAUUCUGUCUGGUACUUAGAACUGUAGUGUCUUCAUCGUUAAUUAAAGAAAACUGUCUAAAUGAA
Messenger RNA from Myotis lucifugus (little brown bat), 9139 nucleotides. RefSeq names its product insulin receptor substrate 1 (gene IRS1). NCBI's taxonomy places the organism in Eukaryota, Metazoa, Chordata, Mammalia, Chiroptera, Vespertilionidae. Gene Ontology annotation, molecular function: phosphatidylinositol 3-kinase binding; insulin receptor binding. Gene Ontology annotation, biological process: insulin receptor signaling pathway. The transcript is spliced from 2 exons. The coding region runs from base 946 to 4641 and encodes 1231 amino acids. The record is from RefSeq and is a predicted model, not a curated record. Gene Ontology annotation, cellular component: cytosol; plasma membrane.